AUGGACAAAGAUUGCGACAUGGUUUAUAAGAACAUCUCUGACAUAUAUAAAUCGGAGGAGUUUAAGACAUACGACAACUUUGUUUCAUUAGUUGCAAAAUGUGUAUGGCAGAUAAGAGAUAAAGACAGAAGAGGUAAGGUAUGGCAUGAACAGAUAAAACCAACUGCUUCAGAUUUAAAGAAAACCAUUGACGACUUAGUUGUUUUAGCAGGUAAGGUUUCAGAAUAUAACGCAAAAAUGAAUCCGCAAUGUUCUAAAUGUAAAGCAGCAAUGAGGAAAUAUAACUACUCCGUCAAAGAGAUAGAAAGAAUGAGAAACGACUAUGCAGAUUUAAAGAAAGAAGCAGAAAAACCAGCAGAAAAUAAAAUGGACAUGUUAGCAUUUCUGAACAAAAACUAUCCAACUGCUGACGAUUUCCUUCACUCUGACGUCAAGAAGUAUAAAGAAACCUUCGGCAUUGUUAAAACUUUUGAUGUACUAAAAGAAGAAAUUGAAGCUACGAAGCUGUUUAGGAUUUCAAAUAUACAUCGUACAAUUCAUGUGAAACGUUUAUAA
This is a messenger RNA of Trichomonas vaginalis G3, 555 nucleotides long. RefSeq names its product organellar and viral DNA polymerase type B. Bases 1 to 555 code for a protein of 184 amino acids. The transcript has a single exon. The record is from RefSeq and is a predicted model, not a curated record. Lineage: Eukaryota; Parabasalia; Trichomonadida; Trichomonadidae.